CCGGCUGCUGCCGCGCCCCGGCGCUGUCAUCCCGGGGCGGGGCCUGGUCCCCAGCUGUGGUAGCUUCCUAAGCGGCGGGGGCUGAGCCGGCGGCGCCCAGAUGCGGCCGCGGCGGCGCGGAGCUCGGGCGGCUGUGGAGGAGCCCAGCCUCGGCCGCAGGAGGCGCGGGGAGCAGAGCCGCCGGGAGUCGCGCAACAGGUUUCCUUCCCCAUCGCGGCGCCCACAGGGGACGCGCGCCCUGCAGGGAGAGAGGCUUCUCAGUUCGCGCUCUCGUUCCGGGUCCAGGCAAAAUGAAAGACCGGCUAGCAGAACUUCUGGACUUGUCCAAGCAAUAUGACCAGCAGUUCCCAGACGGGGACGAUGAAUUUGACUCGCCCCACGAGGACAUCGUGUUCGAGACGGACCACAUCCUGGAGUCCCUGUACCGAGACAUCCAGGACAUCCAGGAUGAAAACCAGUUGCUGGUGGCCGACGUGAAGCGCCUGGGAAAGCAGAACGCCCGCUUCCUCACGUCCAUGCGGCGCCUCAGCAGCAUCAAGCGCGACACCAACUCCAUCGCCAAGGCCAUCAAGGCCCGGGGCGAGGUCAUCCACUGCAAGCUACGCGCCAUGAAGGAGCUGAGCGAGGCCGCCGAGGCCCAGCACGGCCCGCACUCAGCGGUGGCGCGCAUCUCGCGGGCGCAGUACAACGCGCUCACCCUCACCUUCCAGCGCGCCAUGCACGACUACAACCAGGCCGAGAUGAAGCAGCGCGACAACUGCAAGAUCCGCAUCCAGCGCCAGCUGGAGAUCAUGGGGAAGGACGUCUCGGGUGACCAGAUCGAGGACAUGUUCGAGCAGGGCAAGUGGGAUAUGUUCUCCGAGAACCUGCUGGCCGAUGUAAAAGGCGCGCGGGCCGCCCUUAACGAGAUCGAGAGCCGCCACCGCGAGCUGCUGCGCCUGGAGAGCCGCAUCCGCGACGUACAAUUGAUUAUCAUUAGGGAAUGA
Molecule: messenger RNA, 986 nt
Organism: Cercocebus atys (sooty mangabey)
Lineage: Eukaryota; Metazoa; Chordata; Mammalia; Primates; Cercopithecidae
Product: syntaxin-11-like
Exons: 2
Coding region: 291-986 (231 amino acids)
Biological process (GO): vesicle-mediated transport
Cellular component (GO): membrane
Source: RefSeq, a predicted model, not a curated record